AACGAUGGCCUGAUCAUCUCUGCUUCUCGUCCAAGCGUGGAAUGUAUGAGACAGUCAGCACCUUGACCUACCUUGAGGUGGAUCAACCUCAAGGUCACCUCAAGGUCACGCAAGGUCUACACGGUCAUGUACGAUUUUGCACGCGUCCUAUGCCUCGACGCGUUGACAUACUAUUUCAUUUUCACUUGUCUGUCCAUGGUCGCCCUCGAUGUAAUGCCUGUGCAAGCUUCGGCGGUUGCCUGCGAACGUGUCUUCUCAUCUGCAAAAGAGACUGAUACCUUGCACCGUCAUUGCACAUACCCCGUUUUCUUCAAGCAUUUGCAACUCAUGAAAUAUGCCAUCAAGAAAGCACGGUAUCUUGAAACUCUCACCCUCAGUCACUUAGAUGAGGCCGUUCUUAGCUUUCUGGAUGAUGAUGAUUAUCAUUCGGAUGCGGAGACUGACGAUGACAGUCGCGACGUAGAUGAUAGCAUUCAUGUAUAGCUAGUAUAGUAAUGUCACCAACUUAAACAGAAAAUGGUGAAAAAUGUUUGCCUAUUUGAGGAUGCCGUACUUCGGCUUGUCUGGAUUGACCGACCUUGAAGGUAUCUCAAGGUCACUUGACCGACCU
Messenger RNA from Somion occarium, 610 nucleotides. The record is from the annotation of a GenBank genome assembly. Lineage: Eukaryota; Fungi; Basidiomycota; Agaricomycetes; Polyporales; Cerrenaceae.